Molecule: messenger RNA, 2302 nt
Organism: Phragmites australis (common reed)
Lineage: Eukaryota; Viridiplantae; Streptophyta; Magnoliopsida; Poales; Poaceae
Product: trihelix transcription factor ENAP1-like
Exons: 2
Coding region: 772-1749 (325 amino acids)
Cellular component (GO): nucleus
Molecular function (GO): transcription cis-regulatory region binding
Source: RefSeq, a predicted model, not a curated record
ACUCCCUCUAGCGCCCGGUCCACCGCGGCCGCCUCGCUGACGCCCAGCUGGCGCGCCGGGCGGUGGAAGGGGACGGAGGCGGGCUCCCUCCGGUUCCAGUCUCCCACUUUCAGCCGCUCCCCACCUCGUGCUCUCUCCCUUUCUUUCUCCACGAAGCCGAUUCCUACUAAGCCGCAGAGAGAGAGAGAGGCAGAAUUCUUUCGCGCAUUUCGUAGCUCAGAUCCUGCCGCUCCCACCCAGCCAUCCUAUUCUCUCUAGGUCCUGACUGUUCUUGACGCCCCAAUUAUCAGCUUGGUUUCCUCUUUCUUGCUGUGAUCCUUUUUGUCCACCUUUCUUUGCUUGCUUGUUUAGGACUUGGCAUGCAGGCUUCUUUCUGCUGAAUUUCUGCUCAAACACGCCAUCUGUUGGCACACAAACAGUGAAAAAACAUGGCCUUUUUGGUGUAGGAAGGUUUUCAUCUCCUAAAAUUUCCUUCUUUUGGUCCUUGGCAAAAUAGAAGUGUUCUCUCUCUCAAUCAUUUCUACUCUUCCAGCAUCAGACGACCCUUUUUACUACGAUCUUUCUGUCUGAUCGCUCAAAUUUAAGCUUCAAGAAGCUCCUUUUGAGAGAAAUUCAGUCUUUGAUAUAACUGAUUAGCUCAUGCAGUAGCUUCAGCAAAGAUCCCCAUGUCACAAACCAAACCCCUUUCGAAACCGUUGCCGAUGACAUAGCCUUGCUCCAACUGGCCUGUCUGAGCUGCGAAAUUUGGUGUUCUUUUUCGGCUGCUGCGCCAUGGACGCUCUUCCCGACGCCGACACGGCGCCGUUGGCGGCAGCGCCUCCGCAGAAGCGCGACGAGUGGAGCGAGAGCGGCAUCGUGCGGCUGCUCGAGUCCUACGAGGCCAAGUGGCUGCUGCGGAACCGCGCCAAGCUCAAGUGGAGCGACUGGGUCGACAUCGCCCGCGAGGUGUCCGCGUAUUGCGCUGAGGACGCCGCGGCCACGGGGAAACCCGGCGGCAACAGCGCCAAGACCCCCAACCAAUGCAAGAACAAGAUCGAGUCGAUGAAGAAGCGGUACCGGGCGGAGUCCGCCGCGGUGGCGCGCGCAGGCCCCGCCGCAGCCGGCCCGUCGUGGCGGUUCUUUGUCCGCAUGGACGGGCUGCUCAAAGGGCCGGCCGGCUGCUCCAGCCAGGUGCAACAGGCAGAGUUGAGUAACAGUAUAGAUCUGCGAGCUCCGGCGAAAGUAGAGGUCGAGGUCGAUGCAGAUUUUGUCGCGCAGUUGCCGGACGCAGGCCCAGGUGCAUUCUCUGAUCUGGCCAAUGGCUCUGUCCCGGAGAAAGCGGAGAAGGUUGACAACAGCGUGCAGAAGGAGAGCAGAGCUGCAGAUAGCGAUGCUAACGUGAGCUCUCCGAGGAGCAAGGUGGCGAAUGAGGACGUCGAGGAGGUGGACAAGGUCUGGGACCUGCCCAAGAAGAGGAAGAGCACAGAGUUUGAUAUAGCGAAGAGCAUCGAGUUGCUGGCUAGCUCAUUCUUGAAGAUUGAGCACGCCAAAAUGGAGAUGUAUAGGGAUACGGAGAGGAUGAGGGUUGAGGCUGAGAUUAAAAAGGGGGAGAUGGAGCUCAAGAGAACAGAGAUCAUGGCCAAAACACAGUUGCAGAUUGCUAAGCUUUUUGCAAAGAGAUUGAAGGAGAGCAGUGGCAAGACUGGCGGUAGUUCGUCAGUAAAAAAAGAGGACACCCUUACCAAGAAAGGCGAGAAUGGUUCAGGGUGAUGUGCCAUGCACUUUGCACAGCAGCUGAUUCUGUUCUCAAAGCAGGUCUUAGAUGUCCUUGGUAUCGCACAGUUCCUGUGCACCAAAUGUAUGUGUCUGAUUGAUCCAACCUCACUGUGCGUGGUGAAAUAGUUAGCUGUAAAAUUGAAGAUGCAGUAACGGGAGCAGCGAUAGGAUUGUUUCCCCCUUAGUGGGAUUACAGAAGCAAUUUUUGAACCAGUGACUUGCUAGUCCGAAAGUUAUCCCCUUCUGUUGCUGAAUCUACUUACUGACAAACAACCAUCAUUUGUAUCAGUCCAUCUCUAUGCUGUGAAGAAUUGGAGCUGUCAUGUUACCAAUGCUGCGAUAAACUGUAUCGUGUUGUGAAUUUUGUCCCCUGAUUAUGUAUUAUAUUUUUUUUUGGGAGAGUUUAACUUAUGUAUUAUAUGCACGAACCAAUUCAAAGGUCGGGUCGAAGAAGAAGAAAACUGUUGAAGUAUAAACCGACAUGUCUUCUUUUGUGAAAAAAAUAGAACGGCAUGUCUUGUUGUGGCUAUAUUGAAAAACACAUAUU